Molecule: messenger RNA, 3423 nt
Organism: Exophiala bonariae
Lineage: Eukaryota; Fungi; Ascomycota; Eurotiomycetes; Chaetothyriales; Herpotrichiellaceae
Exons: 2
Coding region: 1-3423 (1140 amino acids)
Biological process (GO): nuclear-transcribed mRNA catabolic process, deadenylation-dependent decay
Molecular function (GO): RNA binding
Source: RefSeq, a predicted model, not a curated record
AUGGCUUCCACCAACCGAUCAGACGGUCAACUCAAUAUUAAUCUUUCUGGCUUGCCUCCUCUCACCGAACCUUCCUCUAUUCCUACAUCAAAAUCUCCGUUCGGUGGUCCGAAAGCCUCCGCGGGUCUGGCAGGCCUCGCUAGUGCACGAGUUGGAGCCGGUUCUCCUCUCCACGAACAAGCCUCGCGAUUGUUUCCCAAGCGGACCCGUGAACUUCAGUCUCAGACCUCUCUCUCCCCAAACAUAUGGGGCCCACCGACCAGUGGAACCUCUACACCCUUGUUUGAAAUUCCCGAAUCGCCCUCUCAAGACGGGUUUCCUGACCUGAUUCCUCUGACAGAGACCGGUAUCAACAGUCCUGCCAGACGGGGCAGAGCCGGCACUCUUCCCUCAAGAAUCUCACCCGUUGGUACUAUAAAUGGCGUCAGUGUUACCUCCAAGACGUCGCGUCCGACUCCCUCCACAAGCCCUUUCCGUCCCAGUUCCACUUCAGCAGCAGAAAGCGCUUUCUAUUCCACUGCUCCAGGGUCAAGCGUCAAUGUUGCCUCCAAUGCUAGUUUGCUGUCCCGCCUGCGUGCUGGAAGCAUGCCGCAACGCGCCAGUCUCUUGGGUUCAUCUAGUCCAUUUGCUCAAACUCCAUUCGGUUCUAGCUGGGGUACAGGGCGAGCUCGUGCUGCUACUUUGACUAGCAUUAGUUCUGCUGAAGAUCCGACAUCGCCUCAGCAAUCUUCGUUCUCAAAAGAUGGUAUGUCGGAUUCUGGCGUCCGUACUCUUGAUUAUCUCGGUCUAGCCGAGCCUCAGCAACAGUCUCGAUCCGACAUGUCACACGCCCAGGAUGCGGGUUUGUCUGAUGUCCUGAACAACCUGGGUUUGAGGAACGCAAGUAGAUUUCGGUCCUUCUCUGUCAAUACCCAACCCAAGUUCGGUUCCGACGCUCAAGAUCCCUCGGGCUAUUCCUCUUACCCAACCGGUACCCUUACUCCAUCGGCGGCCGCUGCCCUCGAAGCAGAGUACGAGAUGGUUCAGGAAAAAGUCCGUCUCCACAAUCAAGCUGUUCAGGCUUUCGCGGUCAAUGCGAGUGCUGCACGGCCACGAGCCCGUACUGCAGGCCUGGUCGAGACACCUCAACGCACUACUCUGCGAAAUCUGGUUCAAUCGUCCACCGAUGCAUCCAACCUGGUCUUGGAAUUGCAAGCCGCAAAUGGCAUUAGUGAGCAAACACUCGCAGACGCCUUGCACAAUCUACAUCUCGCCGAAGGUGGUCAGGGCGGAUUCGAAGGACUAGAUGAAUCUGACAUACAGGUAUCAAGGUCCUUGUGGAUUGGAUCCAUCCCCAACUCGACCACUAUGUCAUCUCUGGACGCCAUUUUUAGCCGAUAUGGAAACAUUGAAUCUACAAGAGUGCUCACCCACAAAAACUGUGGCUUCGUGAAUUUCGAGAGCACCGAACAUGCAGUUCGUGCUCGCCAAAUUCUGAAUGGCAAAGAGAUCUUCCCAGGCGCUGGCCCGGUCAGAAUUGGGUUUGCAAAAGCUCCAACUGCUUCCACUUCACUCACACCAGUUCCCAACGCCACUCCUCCACCAGCUGCUGCCAAUGGAAGCAGGGACGAUGCCUUCCCUUCACAGCUGAUUGCUGGUGAUGGAAGUCCUAGCCUUCCGGUGACUGGCCAUAACAGGAACAUUCCAGCGGGCGACCGCCUCGCUGAGCUGCAGCCUGACAUCCUACAAAUUGUCCUUGACUUUGGUGCUCAACAAUCAGAUGUCCCAAUCGUCGCGGCAAACAUAGAAAGUGCCAUUCGAUACACCCAGCUGUCAAAGGAAAUCCCUCCGAUCCCAGAAUCGAGUGCUGCUCGAAUGUUUGAUGCUCCCAGGCUUCGUGAUAUCCGAAAGCGUAUCGACAAUGGUGCUUGUGGAUUGCAAGAGAUUGAACAGAUUGCUGUUGACAUGCUACCAGAGAUAGCAGAGUUGUCCUCUGACUACUUGGGCAAUACUGUCGUCCAGAAGCUGUUCGAGUUCUGUUCCGAAGUGACCAAGGAACAGAUGUUGGCUUGCAUCGCCCCUCAUCUUGCUGAAAUCGGUGUGCACAAGAAUGGUACCUGGGCUGCACAGAAGAUCAUCGAGGUUUGCAAGACCGAGUCACAGACUGGAAUGAUUGUGUCUCACUUACGGCCAUAUACCGUCCCAUUGUUCCUUGAUCAGUACGGCAAUUACGUUCUUCAAUGCUGCUUACGCUUUGGACCUCCUUAUAAUGACUACAUCUUUGAGACAAUGCUGUCGCAGCUUUGGGAAAUUGCUCAGGGACGCUUCGGUGCGAGAGCUAUGCGAGCGUGUCUAGAAGCCCACCACGCAACCAAGAACCAGCAGCGUAUGAUGGCAGCAGCUAUCGCUCUCAACAGCGUUCAACUGGCACAAAAUGCAAAUGGAGCUUUGUUGCUCACCUGGUUACUCGACACUUGUACUUUCCCUCGCCGACGAUCUGUCCUCGCACCGAGGCUUGUGCCUCAUCUUGUUCAACUUUGCACCCAUAAAGUUGCUUACCUCACAGUGCUGAAGAUCAUAAACCAGCGUAACGAGCCUGAGGCUCGAGAUCUGAUUUUGAAAGCAUUAUUCUUCAGCCUCGAUGACAAUGUAUUGGAACAAAUCCUUUCUGAUCAAGCAUCUGGUGUCACUUUGAUCUUCAAGAUCUUGACCACACCCUUCUUGGACGAUGCAAUGAGGCCCGAUGUUGUUCAAAAUGUAUCGCGAGUAUUAACCAAGAUCAAGGCCCAGCCGAAUCAAGGUUACAAGAGGAUUAUGGAUGAGGUCGGUCUUUCAUCACGCCCAAAUCAGCCAGCCAUGCAGCAGUACAGUGGUCACGCUCACCCGACGGUCAAUACCCAGAUUCGGCCGAUGUCACAAUCUCAGCAGGUCACCCCCAAUGGUGUUCAAGGACAAUCCUACCCACGUCAAUUUAACGGAGGCUAUGUUCCCAAUGUGAAUGCUUCGCCCUUUGAGAAUGGUAUGAGCCCCAUUCGAACCGGUUCGGCGGAUUCGUUUGGCUUUGCACCAUACGCUGUUAAUGGUUAUCAAGGGCAGCAAUCAUAUUCUCAGCUCCCGUACCAACAAUUGCAACAGCAAGCGCAGUAUCAAAACUUUGGAGGAUCCUCUCAACGGUCUAGCAGUGCAUACAUGUCCAACGGCUUUGGCGGAUAUAGUACGCCGUCAUCGGCAGUAGACCCAUUCAGAGGUCUUCAAAAUGCAUCAUCCUCACCCCUGUCAUACUCGGCCCAAAUGAGCCCGGUAGUUAGUUCGGCGGCAUUUCCUCAGACCAACUUUGCUCAGCAAAACAUGCCCAGCAAUAUGUAUAACUACCCUCAACAGCAGUUCUAUUUUUCUCCCCCAAUGCAAACCGUCCAUUCGGGUGGUCGCGGACGGAGGAGAUAG